UUCACAUCUGCGAGGCUGUUCAAUGUCUACGCAUAUUUUGGCCCCGUGAUUUGCGCGAUAAAAUUGCGGCCCGAUAGUGAUAACAUUUUUCUUUCAAUCAUGCGCAAUAUUUGAUAGCGUACGUAGUAAAAUGUUACUGAGAAUUCGAUAAAACACGCUGACAACGAGAUCGAUAAUAAUUUGAUAGUACAUUGCUCGAUAUUCGAAGAGCCGCAUUCGCAUCAUGGCCUCGUUACAGGUUAGGAAAUACUUCGCGACAGCAUCGCGAACUCUGUUGAAUGUGGAUUUUGUCACGACCCGUUUAAUGAGCGCUUGUUCCAGUGAAAUAUCAACGAAAUAUUUGCGAUAUCAAGAGUAUGGAGAACCCGUCAAGGUUCUUUCUAUCAAUACGGAGAAACUGGCCAAGCCAAACGACAAUCAGGUCACCGUAAAGUGGAUUCUAUCGCCUGUCAAUCCAGCUGAUAUAAACACGAUCCAGGGCAAAUAUGCGAGUAAACCGCCAUUACCGGCGAUACCUGGUAACGAAGGUGUUGGUGAAAUAUUACAAGUCGGAGCCGGGGUGAAAAACUUGCAACUCGGAGACAAAGUUGUACCCAACAGCGGACACAUCGGCACAUGGAGAACACAUGCCGUCUAUGACGCGCAGGAAUUAUUAAAGAUUCCGAAGGAAUUGGGAAAUCUGGAAGCAAGUAUGCUAAAUGUUAACCCAUGUACCGCCUAUAGAAUGCUCAAGGAUUUUGAGUGCCUGAAACCGGGUGAUUCGGUUCUUCAAAACGGUGGCAAUUCGGCUGUAGGACAAAAUGUUAUACAGCUCUGCAAGGUUUGGGGAUUUAAGUGCAUCAGCGUCGUUCGCGACAGGCCAACGAUAUCAAAGUUAAAAGAUGAACUGAUAAAUUUAGGGGCAACAGAGGUACUGACCGAAGAAGAAAUAAGGACAACUUCGAUAUUCAAAAAUGAAUUACCAAGACCGAAAUUAGCUCUCAAUUGUAUAGGCGGAAAAAGCGCGUUGGAACUAUUGAGGCAUUUGGACAAAAAUGGUACUAUCGUUACUUACGGUGGCAUGUCUAGAGAGCCAGUUACUGUACCCACUUCUGCGCUAAUUUUUAAGAAUAUAACUGUGAAGGGGUUCUGGGCAACAGCAUGGACAAAUUCCAACACUGAUUCGAAAGAGCGCAGAGAAAUGUACGAUGAAUUAGCACAAUUACUUAUUUCAAAGAAUUUGAAACCCCCGGCAGCAAAAAUUGUUCCUUUCAACAAGUAUCAAGAAGCUGUUAUGAAUACCCUUAGCAUUGUCGGAAAAACAGGAUUGAAAUAUAUCUUAGAUAUGACCAAAGAAUAGAAUAAAUCAUUGGAUCUGUAAGAUAAAAUCGGUUACCAGUAACUAAGAUAAGGGAGUACGUGUCAAUGCCCAAACAUAUAUCAUUAAUGUAGUGAAGUACCCCAAGAUUCAACUAAUGAUUGAAAAUAGGAAUAUCACUUCAUAAUUUCUAUACGAAACUAUCGUAAACGGAUCCUGUAUACAUCCGCCCAUAGUGAAACUACACCUAGAAAAUAAAAUUUUUUCAAUCUUUAUUUAAUUUAAAUAAAUCUAGAUCAAGUACUACAGAAAAAUAUAUAUAAUAAUAAGACAUAGUAUAGAUUUCUAACGUUGUACAGGAUAAGGAUUAAAUUUCUUGACUACAAUUAUUAAUUUCAAUUUUAAUGCAGCCAUUCAAUAUCACCAUUUCCUUUAAAUUUAUAUUAUGAUCUAAUUAGUGUCCGAAAUCUAGUCUUUGCUGGUAUAUUAGUAUUAACAUGAAAUAAGUUGGUACUCAAGAAGCGUGCACGCCUUAUACUCUA
Neodiprion virginianus is the source of this 1839-nucleotide messenger RNA. RefSeq names its product enoyl-[acyl-carrier-protein] reductase, mitochondrial. The record is from RefSeq and is a predicted model, not a curated record. The transcript is spliced from 5 exons. The coding region runs from base 224 to 1339 and encodes 371 amino acids. Gene Ontology annotation, molecular function: trans-2-enoyl-CoA reductase (NADPH) activity. NCBI's taxonomy places the organism in Eukaryota, Metazoa, Arthropoda, Insecta, Hymenoptera, Diprionidae. Gene Ontology annotation, biological process: fatty acid metabolic process. Gene Ontology annotation, cellular component: mitochondrion.